This is a messenger RNA of Nerophis ophidion (straightnose pipefish), 1213 nucleotides long. RefSeq names its product macrophage receptor MARCO-like. The record is from RefSeq and is a predicted model, not a curated record. Lineage: Eukaryota; Metazoa; Chordata; Actinopteri; Syngnathiformes; Syngnathidae. The transcript is spliced from 13 exons. Bases 82 to 1101 code for a protein of 339 amino acids.
UUGCCAAAUGCUGUGCUGCAUUCCCACACACCGAGGAGGGAGGACGCAUCAGGAGAAGGUCUUCCAAAGACUACUCGAGGGAUGAUGUUCAUUAAGUGCUGGAUGUCGCUUCAGCUUCUUCUGGGACAUGUCUUGACGCUUCUGGCAGUCCAUCCAUCCUCCAGCAGCAGACUUGUGGCUUUGAGAGAAGAAAUAUGUCCUCUUUUCUUUCCUCCUCUUCCUCCGCCAUUGUUUCCUCCCCUGCAGCACAGACAGGAAGUGAUGGUUGACAUAACAGAAUUGAUCACUGGACCUCAAGGGGAGAAGGGAUGUAGAGGACCCCAAGGAUCUAAGGUGCACACACACACACACACACACACACACAUGCACAGGAGAAGUCCAGGUAGUGUGCGUAAAGUAUGGUGUGUGUUUCAGGGGGAAUCUGGUAUGAUGGGUCCCCAAGGAGAGAAAGGGCAAUCAGGAGCAAUAGGAAAACCUGGUCACAAGGGAGAGAAAGGCUUCCAGGGCUGGCGAGGUCUUAAAGGUGCGCCAGGAUCAGCGUGCGUGUUGAAGGGCAAUAAAGGACCAGCAGGUUUGCGGGGAGGUCAGGGCCUCAAAGGAGAUCCAGGACCCUCAGGAGAUCCUGCUCAUCCAGGUGUCCCUGGCACGCCUGGACAUAAGGGUGACCCAGGCCUGUGUGGAGGUCCAGGUGUUGAAGGUGUGCAGGGUCCCAGAGGAGAACCUGGUCUCAGAGGAACUAAGGGAUUGAAAGGACUUUGUGGACCUUCAGGACCUUUGGGUCACCUUGGAGCAGUUGGAGCCCCUGGUUUGACGGGACAACCCGGACUUCCUGGACAAGUCUUCCAUCUGGAAGGUCUACAGGGAGAACCGGGAAGUCCAGGACCUCUGUCCUCAUCAUGCAGCUGCUCGCCACACCCCCGCAUACAACCAAGGCCACACCGGGUCCAGAAGAUCUUCAUCGCAGACGGAGAAGAAGCUUUGAGGAAGCUGCAGAAGGAGAACACCAUGGUUCUACGUACCGACAUGAAGGCUCUUUACAUCUUCACUGAGCAGCAGUGGAUUAACGUACUGAAUCCCAACAGUGACUCCCCCCUCCAUUAAAAUUCUCCCAGCUUUUUACAAUAAAAGCCCAUCAGCCUGUCACCCUUCCCCUAAAGUAUGCAACAAAAUCAUGACCAGCACGCUGGCACGCCUAGUUAGAAUGCUAAUAAAC